CUUGUAACAAUGUCGAGCCGAGAGGAACUCACAACGCGAUCUGUUUUAAUCACAGGUCUCCCGGGCAAUGUUAAUGUCUUGGAGUUUGUGAAUGCUUACUUAUCUGAGAUUGGUAUCCAAACGUCAGCUGAAACUGUGGACUAUGUCGGUGAACCCGAAGAGACCCAGGGCAAGCACGGAUAUGUUGUGUUACUUAAAUCAAUGAUCGAUGCACGCAAGAUACUGGCCGAGCACCUGAUGUCAGAGUGUAGGUAUGAGGGAGGCGUGUCGACAAUAUCGGCGGUGAGGUGUCCCGACGAGCUCAUACCCGAACCUUGGCUGGAAGAUCCUCCACGUUACAGCACGGUAUCUCCAGGCCAUGGAUCAAAUUCCCCAUAUCAGACACCUGGUAGUGGGUAUCUGGCGCAUCUGUCAACUAGAGAUCAUCCGACUGCUGGCCAAUCCUCACAGUUAUCUCCAGAGACACCUAGAAUUCCCCAAGGCCCACAACAGAAUGACCAGGGACCCAGAAAUCAAGGGCCACAGGACGCUCUUCAGAACAUGAUCCCAACAAGAGAACCUGGUGGAUCACCAAGACUGCAACAUGUCGAAUUCACACAGAACAUGCAUCAAGGACCUGCUCGACAGAUGCACCAAGUAGGUCCUCCGCAGAACAUCCAGACAGUCUUUCCUGAGACAUAUCCACAUCCUGACACUGUACAGCCAUGCAAUUAUGACCCUUGGAAUCUCCCGCAAAACCCGCAACACCCACAACACCCACAACACCCACAACACCCGCAACACCCACAACAUCCACAACACCCGCAAUACCCGCAACACCCACAACACCCGCAACACCCGCAACACCCGCAACACCUACAACACCCGCAACACCCGCAAUAUCCUCAAGCAACUGGACCCCCUCAAUAUGGCAAUCCUGGGAGAAUUCCACAACCAGAUCCAAAUAACUAUUUCCCAUACCCACGAAGCUACCAAGGAGCUCAAAACUAUCCACAAGGACGCCAAAUGCAUCCACAGGGUGCACCUUCUCCCCACCAAUUGUUUGGGGCACAUCUCCAAGAGCAGACAAUACCCAAUCAACAACGAUCUGCCUCUGAACACCCAGGUCCCCAACCUAUCCAGGACUCACACAAACAGGAUGAACUGAAGCGUAGAGCCACACCAGAGGACUGUCCCACUAUCCUGGAAGUGAAAGGUAUACUGCCCUCCACGACUGAGGAUAGUGUGAAGCUGUAUUUUGAAAACAGGCGGAGAAGUGGUGGAGGAGAGGGAGAGGUGGUUAAGGUGGAUAUGAAGAAGGGGAAGAACAAGGCUCUGGUCUUCUUCAAAGAUCCUGAAACUGCAGAACGUAUCCUCAAAAUGAAGUCCCAUCUGAUUAACAAACAACGUGUGGAGGUUUUGGCUUACACGGAACCCCCCUGCCAUACGUCCGGUGCUGCUGCUGCUGAUGAUGAUGAUGACGAUGAUGAAGACGAUGAAGAUGAUGACAAACAAGAACAGAGCACUAUUGAAGUUCGGGGAUUUGAACCUAAUACAAACCCUGAAACUCUGGAACUUUACUUUGAAAACACUAAUAGAAGUGGAGGCGGAACGGUGACAGGAAGUGAAAGAAAGGAUGAUGUCAUCUUCAUUACGUUUGAGUCUCCAGAAGUGGUCCAAAAAGUACUGAAAAGGAAACACAAGGUCGAUGGAGCAAAUCUGACACUGAAGUUACAUCGCCCAAUACCUUGCUACAAGAACAGGUUUCUUGUGACUGGCGUGAGCAGCACAACUAACAAGGAGAACUUAAUGCUCUUGAUGGAAGCACGGGCACAUGGAAGCAUCGUUACUGAAGUCCUGUAUGGGGAAGAGCCCGGGAAAGCAUUGGUAACUUUUGAGGAUCACAAUUUCCCAGACUUCGAAAGAUUGCAAGAAGAGUGCAGGAGAAGGAAGUCUGGCGGACAACACAUCAUGGUUCAUAAAGUACCUGUAUGUGACAGUGUGGUUGUAAGGGGACUGAAGGCAGAGUCGACUGAAGACACUGUGCAAUUAUACUUUGAAAAUAUAAGAUCUGGCAACACUGAUGGAAUCCCAGCUACAGCCUCCUUGCACAAUGGUGAUGGGUAUUGCAUUGUCAAGUUUGAGGAUUAUAGAGCCAUAGAUAAAAUCCUUCCAAAGCAACACACGAUUGGUGGUGCAAAACUGACUGUGACGCUUUACAUGGAAUGUCUUGGACUAGGCAGUGAGGAUACGGAUGGAUCUUGGUACACACAACCAAAACCAUUUACUGUCCAAGACCUUGACGAAACCAAAUGUAGGUUUCUGCAAACCUCAAAGACUGAUAAGGAGGAGCUCAAACGGAGACUGAAAGAGCGACAUGCCGAAAUCAUAUGGCUAUCUGUCUUUUCUGCAACGAUGACAUGCACGCUCAACAAGGAUGCCCCAAAUGCUGUCAAGCUAGCAAAAUCUUGGCAUAAAGACACAGAGGACUAUCUGAAAGGUUUUAUUGAUCACUUUAAAACUGAAGAAUUUACAACCCUUGAACAGAUGUGGGGGGAUGUGAAGAAGAAUUUGACCGAUAUCCCCAAGUCAAACUCUGUUCUCGUUGAUACGUUUGAUGCAGAACAUAAGGUGAUAGUAGUCGGUCAUGCCAGAGAAGUACAGCAAGUCGGUACCAAAGUGAAGGAAACUGUAGAAGGCGUAGAGAACGAAUUCAAAAGAAAACAGAAGGAGAUUACUGAGCCGAUCAAAUAUUUGAAGCCACUUCAGCUCCAGCUCCUUGAGAUGGAUGGAUAUGUAGCAGAUAUUGAGAAGCGGUAUCCUACAGAUUUGAAAGUGACCAUCAAUGUCGAACGUAACGAGAUGAUUUUCAAAGGUCAAGUGAACGAAAUCAACGAGUGUAAAGUUUUAAUGUAUGAGAGAUGUACGAGUUACAGUUCACAAAGACUUACACUUUCCCAGGGACUGGUUUCCUUUCUAGAUCAAAAGGACGUGAAGACUAUGGUCAUGAACAAACUGAAGGAUAAGAAGAUCAAUGGAGUAUGGGAUAUUGAAAGCAAAAAUGAAACUGUAAUUGUCAUGGCAACGACGGAAGAAAAUGGUGCUGCUCUAGGGCGAACGCUCAAAGAGAUGAUCGUAGAGCAUCGUGAGCCAAUUGAUGAAGAAAAUACCUCCCUUUUGUCUUCUGACAAGUGGGCAGCCUUUCAAAAAGCAGCAGUGGCGAGAUAUGGCAGUUUUGUGAGUCUAAACAUUGACCGGAAGGCCUCCCAUGUUGUAAUUGUUACCUUUGACAACACAAUUAAUGAAAUCAAAGAGGAGGUUCGCAACUUUAUCCUACAGAACUCGGUGUAUAGGCAGAUAGUGAAAAUGCCCAGCCCAGUCUACAGAUUCCUUCGUGUGUAUAGAGAAAGCGAGCUCAAUGAUAUCAGCCAUGACAUGGUGAAACACAGUGGCAAACUGGACUACAAAUCGACAGCACAACAGAUAACAGUUAGUGGCUGCCAGGAGGCCCUUACCAACGCUGUGCAGGAUUUGACAAGUCUUGCAAGGAAAGUCAUUAAUAAGAAACACACCCUCAGGAAGUCUGGGAUCGGAAGGUUCAUCAAUUCUGAGAAUGGGAAGAAAGGCAUUGGCUUAACAGAGAAAGAGAGUCAAUGUAUCAUAGAAACGUCAUUUGAUGAAUCAGUCAAAGUAAGAGUCGAAACGAUUGGCGUAAUACCUGCCUCAGUCUCUUCUUCCCCACGGGGUAGAAACCCAACUGGGACCAGAGUUAUCGCUAGCUGUGACAUAGACUCGAAAAGAAGAAUUGAUGUUGUCAUAGGUGAUAUCACAGCUUUGGAGGUUGACGUCAUCGUCAAUGCAGCUAACAACAGGUUAGAUCACAUUGGAGGAUUGGCAAAAGCCAUAGCAGAUAAGGGUGGACCUACAAUUCAACGGGAGAGUGAUGAAUACACUAAGAACAAAGCUAAGAACAAGGCUUUGAGAGCGGGGGAUGUUGUAACUACUGGUGCAGGACGUCUCCCCUGUAAAAUGGUUGCCCAUGCCGUCGGUCCGUGUUGGUCUGGUGGUCAUGCUGGAGAGGAAAGAGACCUGAAAGAUGCCAUCAUGUUAAGCAUGGAGAAGACAGACAGACAUGGAUACAAGUCUAUUGCGUUACCUGCUCUUAGUGCUGGGAUAUUUGGGUACCCAGGAAAUCUUGCUACAAGGCACAUUGUUGAGGCCAUUAAGAAAUUCUUCACUCUGGAGAGUCCAAACAGCGGCGUGACGAAUGUGUACCUGAUUGACAUGAGCGGGAAAACCACCCAGCUGUUCGCCGAGGCUCUACAGUUCGUGUUCAGUGAUCGAAGAGUGGCGCUGACACAGAGCAACAAUACAACUGAUUUACGCCCUCCAAUAGCUACAAAACCCAAACCAGUCACUGGUGGUGUCCGUGUCCUUCCAACUCAAGGACAAAAAGCAUCUUCACACAGCAAAGUGACAAUUGUCAAAGGCGAAAUUGCGAAACAAAAAGCUGAUGCUAUCAUAAACUCAACGUCCAACAACCUUGAUCUUAACAACGGAGCUGUGUCCAAGUCGAUUCUGAAAGCUGCAGGGAACACAAUACAGGAUGAGCUGUCAGUGAAGUAUCCCCAAGGAAUAAAACCGGGAGAUGUUGCUGUCAGUUCUGGAGGAGACUUGGGAUGUCGUGUGUAUCAUGCCUGUCUGUCCACUGCAAGUGCCUCUAGUUCUGAUGUUCUUCAGAAUAUCAUUCUGAAGUGUUUGCAAACAGCUUCUGAUGACGGAUGCCGAACCAUUGCCUUCCCAGCCCUAGGCACAGGGAACCUGGGCUAUGCACCUGACUUCGUGGCUCAGACUAUGUACACAGUUGUCAAUAACUUUCAAGAGAGAAGCACCGCACUGGAAGAAGUUCGAGUAGUGAUUUAUCCAUCAGACAAACAAGUCAUCCAGGCCUUUGAAAAGUAUAAAAGACAAAUGGAGACAGGAGAGAUAACUGAGCCAGCAGUUGGGAUAAAGGAUCGCCGUUCUUUCUUUGAACAACUGAGCACUGAAGAUUCAUUGGUAUCCGAGACUGAAUCGGACGGACUUCAGAUUGGACGGCUCAACGUUCAGAUCAAACAAGGGGACAUAACCAAGGAGGACGCUGACUGCAUCGUCAACAGUACAAACCCUGACCUGGACCUACAAAGAG
Molecule: messenger RNA, 5167 nt
Organism: Haliotis rufescens (red abalone)
Lineage: Eukaryota; Metazoa; Mollusca; Gastropoda; Lepetellida; Haliotidae
Product: protein mono-ADP-ribosyltransferase PARP14-like
Exons: 16
Biological process (GO): negative regulation of gene expression
Cellular component (GO): nucleus; cytoplasm
Molecular function (GO): RNA binding; transcription corepressor activity
Source: RefSeq, a predicted model, not a curated record